Molecule: messenger RNA, 255 nt
Organism: Suillus bovinus
Lineage: Eukaryota; Fungi; Basidiomycota; Agaricomycetes; Boletales; Suillaceae
Exons: 2
Source: RefSeq, a predicted model, not a curated record
GGGCUUUUUCGCACGAAGUUGAAUCAGAAAGCAGCAAAUCUGCUCUGGUAUAGUAACAAGAAAGACGAAGGGGUAAUGUUUGAGAAGCUUUUUACUCCGUUUCCCAUUCCUGCCUUGGCAUUAGUGUAUGCAGUGGCAGAAUGUUGUGUCAACGAAAGGGUUGACAGCGAGUGGACAGAUAUUAGUUUUUCGUGUGGCAAGUACAAGGAGGCUUAUGACAAGCACCUUGCUAACCUCAACAAAUUCCACUUGUGA